AGAACGCCUUUCGAUAUCUGUUGAGUGACGUCAGAGCGUGACGUUGGUGUACAUGUUUCUUCCUGUGCUCUGCUAGGCUAGUUAGCAUGUGCUGCCUUGAAGGUCCAGCUUAAUUUACAAGUUACAUUCUCGUCAAAUUCACAUUGUAGUAUUCACAUCUUCGGCAGCAACAUGAGCACGCUAUGGAUGGGGAACCUGGAGGCCUACAUGGAUGAGAAGUUUAUCACCAGAGCCUUUUCCACCAUGGGAGAGCAGGUGAUUAAUGUACGGAUCAUACGCAACAAGAUGACAGGUGUGUCAUCACCCAGGGGUGCUCUGGGUUACUGUUUCGUGGAGAUGACAGAUGAAGCAACAGCUGAGAGAUGUCUCCGCAAAAUCAAUGGAAAAGCCUUACCAGGAGCCAACCCGCCCACAAGAUUCAAGUUAAACCGAGCCACCUUUGGGAAACAAGACAGUGGUCAGAUGUAUUCUCUGUUUGUGGGAGAUCUAACUCCUGAGGUGGACGAUGGGAUGCUUUAUGAGUUCUUUUACAACCGCUACCCUUCCUGUCGUGGUGGAAAAGUGGUGCUGGAUAGCAUGGGCAACUCCAAGGGCUGUGGCUUUGUUCAGUUCCCAGACGAACGGCUCCAAAAGCGAGCGUUAGAGGAGUGUCAGGGUGCUGUGGGACUGGGUGGGAAACCUCUGAGACUGAGCCUGGCUGCCAACAAUUUAAGGAACAGGCAGCAACAGCAGUCAGAGCACAGAUCGUGGCAGUCCAACUCGACAUACAGACCAAACUAUGACCAGUACAACCAGUACCAGCAGCAGGCCUACCCAGGGUAUUACUCCCAAUGGGGCUACGACCAGACGGGAGCAGGCUAUGGCUACAGCUACCCACAGUACGACUACACACAGUAUCCCCCACCACAGGAGAGUGAACCUGUUCAGGACGACGGACUUGAAGAUCCCAGUCCAGAGCUGGAUGUGAUGGAGGCCAACAGGAAGUUCAUGGAGCUGAGUGAGGAACUGUACGACGCUCUGAUCGAUUGUCACUGGCAGCCGGCAGACUUCACUACAGAACAGGACGACAUGGCAUCCAGCCUGCCAGAGCCAAUUUACUGCUGAGACACAACUCAUUGUUUUCUCUGGACUUUACCUCCCUGGAGGACUUUAUUUACAUUUAAUAAAGGGCAUAAGCCUCGGUAAUGGACAAAACAUGUAAUGUAAAAUGAAAUCAAAUCUUAGAAACUAAAAUGACGUCACCAUAUGUUACAAAAAGAAAAUAUCAGACAUUUAGUGACACCUUGAUUGUGUCAGUGUCAGACAUUACAAAAUCUGUGUAAUAUACUGUCAUAUGUGAUUAUAGCAUCUUUUAAGCUAUUCUGGUGACAAAUGUUUUUGUUUUUGCUAGAAAAAUUAAAUGGCCAGUGGUGAAAAUCAGAGAA
Messenger RNA from Centropristis striata (black sea bass), 1424 nucleotides. Its product is annotated as tRNA selenocysteine 1-associated protein 1-like. Gene Ontology annotation, biological process: selenocysteine incorporation. The transcript has 9 exons. Gene Ontology annotation, molecular function: tRNA binding. Lineage: Eukaryota; Metazoa; Chordata; Actinopteri; Perciformes; Serranidae. The coding region runs from base 172 to 1104 and encodes 310 amino acids. Gene Ontology annotation, cellular component: nucleus. The record is from RefSeq and is a predicted model, not a curated record.